AUGAAAUUAAUAUUUUUUUUUAUUUUAAAUAUUUUAAGCUAUAAAUUAUUUGUAACAAGUACAUCAUUAUUAGGUAUAGAUUUUGGUAAUGAGUUUAUAAAAGUUUCCAUUGUAUCACCUGGUAAAGGUUUUAAUAUAUUAAUAAAUAAUCAAAGUAAAAGAAAAAUAAAUAACGUAAUAUCUUUUGCCAGUAAAUUUCGAUCAUAUGAUGCAGAUGCGAAUAUAUAUAGCACAAAAUAUCCUCACUUAACUUUAAUAAAUAGUAAUAGCUUUUUAGGGUUUAACUUAUUUGAUAAAUUAAAAAACAAAGAAAAUUUUAAUAUUGAGAAUUAUGAUGAAAAUGAUGAAUUUUUUAAUGAUAUAAAUAACUAUGAUUUUAAUAAUGACAUUGCAUCAAAAUAUUACGGUUAUGAUUAUAAUGUAGAUCAUAGAAGGGGUACAAUUAAUAUAAAAUUAAAAAAUGAAAUGAUAUUAUCUUCUGAAGAAAUAACAGCAAAUAUAUUAAAUUAUAUAAAAAAAUUAGCACUUACUCAUUUAAAUAUUGAUUAUAAAUAUAAUAAAAAUCUUAAUGUAAAUAUUGGUUGUGUUAUUUCAGUACCCUGUAAUUAUUCUCAAAGAAAAAAACAGGCAUUAUUAAAUGCAACCAAAAUAGCAGGUUUAGAAUUAUUAGGAAUUAUUAAUGGGGUUACUGCUGCAGCUAUCCAUAAUGUACAUGACCUACCAUUAAAUACAACAAAAUUAACUAUGUAUUUAGAUAUAGGUAGUAAAAAUAUUAAUGUGGGAAUUGCUACUAUUAGUAAUGUAGAAAAAGAUAAGGUUCAUUCAAGAAGUGUAAGAGUUUAUGCAUGUGAGUCAUUAGAAAAUAGUUCUGGAAAUAAAAUAGACAUAAUUUUGGCAGAAUAUUUAAGAAAAAAGUUUGAAGAAAAACAUAAUGUUUCUAUUGUGAAUGAUAAAAAAGCAAUGAGAAAAUUACUUAUUGCUGCAAAUAAAGCAAAAUUGAUAUUAAGUGCAAAAAAAUCAGCUGAUGUUUUUAUAGAAAGUUUAUAUAAUAAUAAAAGUUUAUCAGAAAAUAUAAUAAGACAACAAUUUGAAGAAUUAAUUGCACAAAUUAUUGAUGAUAUUAAAAUUCCAAUUAAUAAUGCUCUCAAAAAAGCUUCUUUUGAAAUUAAAGAUAUUGAAGCUCUAGAAUUAAUUGGAUCAGCAUGGAGAGUACCAAAAAUUCUAAAUGAAAUAACUAAUUUUUUUCAUCCAUUAAAAGUUGGUAUGCAUUUAAACAGUGAUGAAGCUAUUACUAUGGGAUCUUUGUUUAUUGCUGCUUACAAUAGUCAUAAUUUUCGUUUAAAAAAUUUGGAAUAUUCUGAUAUAAUUUCAAAUGAUUAUCAGAUUUUAGUUAGUUAUGAUGAUCCUACUAACGAAGAAAAAAAUAUCUCUCCAAAAGAAUUAAUUAAUUAUAACUCUAAAUAUCCAGUUAAUAAAAGUGUUAUUUUGAAAUAUAAAGAUAAUUUAAAAUUUUCAGUAUAUGAAAAUGGAAAAAUGAUUAACCAAUACUCUAUAGUAAAUUUAGAUGAAACUACUAAAAAAAAAUAUGAACAUUUAGACGCACCCAAAAUAAAUUUAAAAUUUCGACUUGAUAAAUUUGGUAUUUUAAAUUUAGAAAAAAUUGCGGUUAUUUAUGAAGAAGAAAGGGAAAUUGUAGAAGUUAAAAAAGAGAAAAAUUCAGAAAAUAAAGAAGAAUCAAAAGAUGAUUCAAAAGAUGAAUCAAAAGAAGAAUCAAAAGAAGAAUCAAAAGAAGAAUCAAAAGAAGAAUCAAAAGAUGAAUCAAAAGAAGAAUCAAAAGAUGAGUCAAAAGAUGAAUCAAAAGAAGAAUCAAAAGAUGAACCAAAAGAAGAAUCAAAAGAUGAAUCAAAAGAUGAAUCAAAAGAUGAAUCAAAAGAUGAAUCAAAAGAAGAAUCAAAAGAUGAGUCAAAAGAAGAAUCAAAAGAUGAGUCAAAAGAUGAAUCAAAAGAAGAAACAAAAGAAUCGAAAGAAGAAACAAAAGAAGAAACAAUAGAAGAAAAAAAAGAAGGAAAUGAAAAUAUAAAAAAAAAGACUGAAAUUAUAAAACAUAAAAUUCAUCUAACAUACGAAUCUAGAGAUAUAAAACCUUUGCCUUUAACUAAUGAAGAAAUAAAAAAUAAAAAGGAACUUUUAAAAAAUUUGGAUGAUCAUGAUAUUAAUAUUUUUCUUAAAUCAGAAGCAAAAAAUAACUUAGAAUCCUUUAUAUAUGAAACAAGAAGUAAAAUGAAACAAGAUAUAUUUAAGCAGGUUUCAAAAGAAGAAACAAGAAAUAAUUACUUAAAUAAAUUAGAGGAAUAUGAAGAAUGGUUAUACACAGAAAAUGAUGAAUCAUUGGAAUCUGUAAAUAUGAAGAUAAAAGAAUUAGAAGAUAUUUAUAUGCCAAUUAAAGAAAGAGCCUAUGAAUUAGAAGUGAGAGAUAAACUUAUUGAGAAAACUAAUUUAGAUAUAAAAGAAAUGAAAGAAAAAAUUAAAGAUAUGUCUGAAAAAAAACCAUGGGCAAUGGAUACAAUUAAAAUGGUUAAUGAUUCAUUGGAAAAAGAAAUAUUAUGGUGGAAGAAUGCUCAAGAAGAGCAGAAAAAAUUAGACAACUAUUCAUCUCCAUUCUUUAAAUCUAGUGAAGUAGAAUUAAAGUUUAAAUCAAUUGGUUCUUUAAUAAAAACUUUAGAAAAGUUGAAAAAACCUGUAGAGAAAAAAGAAACAAAGGAAAAUAACAAAGAUUCGGAUGAAAAAAAAGAAGAAAAUUCAGAAAAAGAAAGAAAUCCAAAAAAAGAAAAUAAUGAAGAAAAAGAAAAAAGCUCAAGUAAAAAUAACAUAGAAGAAACGUCAGAUGAUAUAGGAGAUAAUUAUAAAAAUACAAAUGAAUCAGAAAUUAAUGUUGAAAAAGAAAAUAAUAUAAAUGAAACAAAUAGUAAUUCACAAGAGAACAAAAACGAUACUUCUGAACAAAAAGAUGAGCUAUAA
Molecule: messenger RNA, 3018 nt
Organism: Plasmodium gallinaceum
Lineage: Eukaryota; Apicomplexa; Aconoidasida; Haemosporida; Plasmodiidae
Gene: HSP110
Product: heat shock protein 110, putative
Exons: 1
Coding region: 1-3018 (1005 amino acids)
Biological process (GO): cellular response to hypoxia; negative regulation of hypoxia-induced intrinsic apoptotic signaling pathway; endoplasmic reticulum unfolded protein response
Cellular component (GO): endoplasmic reticulum chaperone complex
Molecular function (GO): ATP binding; ATP-dependent protein folding chaperone
Source: RefSeq, a predicted model, not a curated record